AUGUCCUGUCAUAUAUGUGUGAACUGUGGUGUUCAAUAUCCGUUGGCAUCAUCUCCACCCUCGCAUUGUUUGAUUUGUGAAGAUGAACGACAUUAUGUCGAUAAGAACGGUCAGAAAUGGACGACACGAGAGGAAAUUUUGGGCAAAUAUGAAAAUAAAAUUCAGUGCGAAGAAGAUGGGUUAUAUUCAAUUCGUACCGAGCCACACUUUGGAAUUGGUCAACGUGCAUUUUUAGUACAAACAUCACAUGGAAAUAUUCUAUGGGAUUGCAUCUCGUAUCUCGAUCAAAAAACUAUCGACUUUAUUAAUGGAUUGGGUGGUCUUACUGCAAUUGCCAUUUCUCAUCCCCAUUUUUUUACCACUAUGAUAGAUUGGAGUCAUGCAUUUGGUGACGUGCCUAUCUAUCUUCAUCAGGACAUGAAAAACUGGGUAGUACGACCUGAUAAAUGCAUUCACUUUUGGAAUGGUGAGACGAAAGAUUUAUUCGAUGGCAAAUUGAAACUUAUUCAUACAGGCGGACACUUCGACGGUUCACAAGCAUUGUAUUGGCCAGACGGAGCAUCUCAACGUGGUGUAUUACUAAGUGGUGAUGAGCCUCAAGUUUGUAUGGAUCCAGAACAAGUUACAUUUAUGCACAGCUUUCUAAAUUAUAUUCCGCUCAAUGAAAACAAAAUCAGACGAAUCAUGAAAAAUUUGCAACUUGUUAACUACGAUAGACUGUAUGAUGCUUUCAUUAUUUAUGGUACAGAUGGAGUAAUUCUCGAGAAAGCACAACAGAUUGUUCAACGAUCAGGUGAACGAUAUUUAAAGGCUAUCACAAAAGAUUCUAACUAA
Messenger RNA from Adineta steineri, 834 nucleotides. NCBI's taxonomy places the organism in Eukaryota, Metazoa, Rotifera, Eurotatoria, Adinetida, Adinetidae. The record is from the annotation of a GenBank genome assembly.